Molecule: messenger RNA, 2805 nt
Organism: Anthostomella pinea
Lineage: Eukaryota; Fungi; Ascomycota; Sordariomycetes; Xylariales; Xylariaceae
Source: the annotation of a GenBank genome assembly
AUGACCGGCCGACGCGAUUUCCUGUCGCAACCGGCGCCAGAGAACUAUGUGGCUGGCUUGGGACGCGGCGCGACAGGUUUCACGACCCGUUCCGACUUAGGUCCCGCGAGAGAAGGGCCCUCCGAAGACCAGAUCAAGGAGGCUCUGGCCAAGAGAGCUGCCCAGCUAGGCUUCGGCGACGCUGCUGGAGUUAAAAAGAAGGACGACGAGAACGACAACGACGACGCCCGUUACCAAGAUCCCGAUAACGAGGUCGGACUGUUUGCCGGAGGAGUCUACGACAAGGAUGAUGACGAGGCCGAUCGCAUCUAUCGGGAGAUAGACGAGAAGAUGGAUAAACGUCGCAGAGCCAGAAGGGAAGCCCGCGAACAAGCCGAACAAGAGGAAUACGAACGCAAGAACCCAAAGAUUCAACAGCAAUUCGCCGACUUGAAGCGUGGCCUGGAAAGCAUCACCGAGGAAGAAUGGGCUGCCCUGCCCGAGGUUGGGGACCUUACAGGGAAGAACCGGCGGAGCAAGGAAGCGAGACGACAGCGAUUCUACGCCGUGCCCGACAGCGUACUAGCCGCUGCUGGAAGCGCAGGCGAGCUGGGGACCACUGUUGCAGAUGACGGUGGCGCUUCAAAUGGUGCCUCGAAUGGUGCCUCGAGCACCCAGGACGGGACCAUGACCAACUUUGCCAAGAUCGGACAAGCCAGAGACAAGGUGCUCCAGGUCAGGCUUGACCAGGCCUCUCAGAACGGAACCAAUACGACCUCGGGGAGUGCGAGCAGUGUCGAUCCCAAAGGCUACCUGACCAGUCUCGCAAAGUCGCAACUGCCCAACAGUGCUGCCCAGGUCGGUGACAUCAACAGAGUACGGGAGCUUCUCGACUCGGUCACGAAGACCAACCCCACCACAGGCCCUGGCUGGGUCGCUGCGGCUCGUCUGGAAGAGUUCGCCGGAAAGAUAGUGGCUGCACGGAACAUCAUAGCUCGUGGGUGUGAGCAUUGCCCCAAGAGUGAAGACGUGUGGCUUGAGAACAUCCGGAUGAACGACCAGCGUAACGCCAAGAUCAUCGCUGCCAAGGCCAUCCAGAAGAACAACCGUUCGGUGCGCUUGUGGGUUGAGGCGAUGAAGCUUGAGGACGAUGUGCGGUCUAAGAAGCGCGUGAUCCGACACGCACUGGACCACAUCCCCGAAUCGGAGGCUCUCUGGAAAGAAGCUGUCAAUCUGGAAGAAGACCCCGAUGAUGCGAGACUGCUCCUCGCGAAGGCUACCGAGCUCAUCCCACUAUCCGUCGAUCUCUGGCUGGCAUUAGCUCACUUGGAGAACCCAGAGAACGCGCAAAAGGUGUUGAAUAAAGCUCGCAAGCACUGUCCAACAUCUUAUGAAAUCUGGAUAGCGGCUGCGAGAUUGCAGGAGCAGCUGGGUCAGGGCGAAAAGGUCAAUGUCAUGAAGCGUGCCGCACAGGUCUUGGUAAAAGAGGCGGCCAUGCCGAAACGGGACGAAUGGAUAGCGGAAGCAGAGAAGUGCGAACAAGGGGGUGCCAUCAUCACCUGUGGUGCAAUCAUUCGGGAAACCCUUGGCUAUGGCCUGGACGAAGACGACGAUCGAAAGGACACCUGGUUAGAGGAUGCUCGUGGGAGUAUCAACCGGGGUAUGUACGAGACAGCCCGGGCUAUCUACGCAUAUACACUUCGAGUCUUCCCAACGAGCAAAACGGUAUGGUUGGCAGCUGCAGAUCUCGAGAGGAGUCAUGGUUCGAAGGAGGAUCUGUGGCAAGUACUUGAGAAGGCAGUCAAUGCUGUUCCCCGCAGCGAAGUGCUAUGGAUGAUGCUCGCAAAGGAGAAGUGGCAGGCUGGAGAAGUCGACAACGCGCGUCGGGUACUCGCCAGAGCAUUCCAGCAAAACCCCAAUAACGAAGAUAUUUGGCUUGCUGCUGUCAAGCUCGAGGCUGAGAACGGUCAAACCGAGCAAGCGCGUGGGCUAUUGAAGACAGCCCGUCAGGAAGCACCAACUGAUCGAGUGUGGAUGAAGAGUGUUGCUUUCGAGCGUCAGCUAAAUGACCUCGAUGCGGCGCUUGACCUUGCUCAACAAGCCCUGAAUCUCUUCCCGGCCAACGCGAAGCUCUGGAUGAUGAAGGGCCAGAUUUACGAAGACAUGGGCAAGUUGCUGCAGGCGCGUGAAGCAUACGCCACCGGUGUAAAGGCAGUGCCAGGCUCAGUACCGCUUUGGCUUCUCUAUUCUCGCUUGGAGGAGAAGCUCGGUCAGCUGCCCAAAGCUCGUUCAGUCCUCGACCGUGCGCGCUUUGCCGUGCCCAAGUCCGCCGAAUUAUGGUGCGAGUCGAUCCGCCUCGAACGCCGCGCGCAAAACACCAAGCAGGCCGAGUCCCUCAUGGAGCGUGCUCUUCGUGAUGUCCCAAAGCCUGAACAGGGUGUUCUAUGGAGCGAAAAGAUCUGGCAUCUGACGGCUAGGCCCCAGCGGAAGCCUCGUGCGCUAGAAGCCAUUAAGGAGGUCGACAACGACCCCGCGCUGCUCGUUGCUGUCGGACGUAUCUUCUGGGGCGAGCGUAGACUCGAGAAAGCACAAAACUGGUUCGAGAAGGCCCUGGUGCGGGAUUUGGAUCUGGGAGACAGCUGGGCGUGGUACUACAAGUUCCUGCUGGAACACGGAACCGUGGAGAAGAGGGAGGAAGUCAUCAGCAAGUGUGUAAGUGUGGAGCCAAGGCAUGGCGAGGUCUGGCAGUCUAUCGCCAAGGAUCCCAAGAACGCUGGGAAAGGGACGGAGGAGAUACUGAAGCUGGUAACUGCUGAGUUGCGUUAG